UUCAAUAUUGACGUAUAUUUAUUUGACGCUUGACACUCUCGCGAAGCGAGCGGCGUUAUUCGCGACAAAAAAUCGCCCUUCGGAGUGGAAAGAGAUACGGUUUAUUCGGCGAUAUCUAUCCGACGAGGAACAAUGUCGGGCGCGAUGGUGGACGAACGAGUUACAGAUGAGAUUGAGGCGUUGAAAGCAAUCCUAUUGGAUAACGAGCUCAACAUUAAGGAAAAUGAUAGAGGAGAGCCAGAGUAUAUCGAGACGAUACUGUUCCCAUCAACCGGUGAGGAUUCGCAAUCGCAAUAUGUUUGUGUCACCUUGAUUGUUCGAUUACCCUUGGGCUAUCCGGAUGUCUCGCCAGCUAUCAAUUUGAGAAAUCCGAGAGGAUUGGAUGAGGAUACGGUGAAACAGAUGCAAUCUGACGCAGAAGCCAAGUGUAAAGACUUCAUAGGUCAGCCAGUUAUGUUCGAGUUGAUUGAGUUAAUACGAGAACACUUGACGAGGAGCAAUCUUCCCACCGAUCAGUGUGCCGUCUGCUUGUACGGCUUUCGGGAGGGGGAUGAAUUCACGAAAACAGAAUGCUAUCAUUACUUUCAUUCGCACUGUUUGGCAGCACACGUUGCCGCCGCCGAAAGAUAUUAUAGAGAAGAGCAAGAAAAGUUACCGCAAUGGCAGCAGGAUACUACAAACAAAUUUCAAGCUAUAUGCCCAGUUUGCCGGGAAUCGAUCAAUUGCGACGUCGAAAGUUUAUGGUCGGCCCCGCCGCCGAUUGACGUCGAAGCUGCUACCGAUUUCUCCGUCACUGCCGAGUUGAGAGAACUCCAAAAACAGAUGGCCGCUUUGUAUUUACGCCAACAGCAACGAGGUGGCAUAAUUGAUCUGGAGGCCGAGGGCGUCAAGAUGCUGGUAAGGACAGAAGACGAUCCCGCUGCUACUACGGAAGAAGUCAGCCCGCCUGGCACGAGUUUGAGCGCAUAUUCGAAUACUACUGUGCAAUCGGUUACUCAAGUGCACUCAAAGCAGUCGACGCACCAAGCCCAAAACCAUCAUAAUUCGCAAUACCAAUCGCGUCAAAUGCAGCAUAAUCACGGCCACAACAAUCAUAAUCAUGGUCACCGGCAUCGAGGUCGCGGUCGAGCCCAUUACCGACGUCACUUUGACAGAGUCAGACAAGCGGAAUCUACUCCCAGAUGACAAUGGGCUCGUGAAAAAGUCGCCACUCGAGUCUGGUCUGAUCCUCUCUUCGAUUUUUCGCUAAGUGUAUACAAUAUUCUGAUUAGCAUUAGUAGCAUAAUAUACGUCAAUGUAAUAUACGGUGACUGUCUAUCCUCGAAUAGUUUUAUCGCGAUAAACUUAUAGGUGUCGUUGUUUAACGGCAGCAUACCCAUCGUCAUCAUCGCCAUUAUUGCAGCGGCGACGGGUUGCGUCGUGACUUUCCAUCUAAACUGUCUAAAUAAAUCGAAGCCGUGGUGCUGUUUCUUUCGCGAACGAUCCGCGAUCGUACAAAAUAGUUGAUAUUGUUUCAUCUUACUGCUUUCACUUUUUUUUCCUUAUUCUUUAAUUCACGCGAGAUUUCAUGACAUUUGAGAACCCAUCGGUCCUCUUCUCGUCUUUAAUAUUAAAUGAAAGAAGAUUUUGAAUAUUAAACAUAAUCGCAAACAAUACAAGCGAUUUUUUCCUUGGCAUUUAAAAAGCUCGCGCCUAUAGGAUGUUUAUUAAAUUAUAUUUAUGGUACUAUGUAAUCAAUAUUAUAUGUCAAAAUAUCUCCUGAUAAAGAAAUAUAUAUUAUAAUUUCAGAAAUUUGCUUUUCAUAUAACAUAUUUGCAAAGAUCUUUCUGUUUAUUUUAGCGAGUACUAUACGCAAAGUUUGUAUAACGAAGUUUUAAACAUCCUGUAUUUGUGAGAAAGAGCUUACAUAUACACGUUGAUGCGGAAAAAUAUUGAGUUCUGUUAUAAUUAUAUUAAAUUAUUUCUACAAAACUAAAAAACAGUUCCUUGAAACAAUUUAACUUGUCAGCGAUAUAGAAGAUAAAAAUGAAUCUUAAAGCGAUAUAACUUUGCAGGACGAGGAGAACCGAUGGUUUAAAUGUUACACCCUAACUUUAUAUUCACUGCCGCGAGUACGAGAAAAUUAUUCACUUUCAUUCGCGAUGAUUAUCUUUUUUUGAUUUUGUCGUCACUCCAGUUACGGCUACAAACGAACGCUCAAUACUUCUUACUGCAUAUAUUUAGCGUUACAUAUGAUCAUGUCAUUCUCCUAUUAAUGAAAAAUGCAUUAUUUGUAUUAAAAAAGUAAAUUUCAAAGCCAGAUAAUCACACAUCUAGCGCUAAAUCUGCUAAGAAAAUAUACUUGAGAAAUGACUACUUUUAAAAAUACCGGAUAUUCAAGAUUUAGCGCGACAUAUUUCAAGUACAAAUUCUUUUUUUUUAAUGAGUUAUUAAUUUUUCCUUGCAAACUUUUCAAGAAAACGAUUUAUUAUACCUCGAAGCGAAAAAAGAAGCUCGAAGUAAUAAUUACUGAGAUAUUGCUGUAGAAGAUAAAAAUACAUGUUUUUGCAAAUGGAGUUUCAGAAAUUUAUAACAACAAAAUUUUACUUUCUUAUGUUCUUUUUUUUCAAUUUUUUUAUUAAAAAUAUUUUUAACUUUGUCAAACAAUCGGCACAUAAAAUACUUAUUGUUUUUAUUUGUAUUUGUUUAAUCUGUCUUUGUUUAUCUAAGAUAAUUUGUAUAAAUAUCAUUUUUAUAUCUAACUUCUCCAUUUUUUUAAAAUACACACAAUCAGACGACAAUAUUAAAAAAACAUAAUGCGAAAAAUAUAUUUCGCAACUCCGCCUCAUGUGACACACAUGUAUGUUACGAGAAAAAUUUAGCAAUCAAAAAUUGCAUGGAAACAAAGAUAUUUUAUACAUUAGUAUGAAUCUAACAUAAUCAAAAUUAACAGAUACCAUUUAUUACGCUUAAUAUACGAUAUAUUGCGUGACAUAAAAAAAAAAUUAUAAUUAUAGUAAAUUAUAAUUGCUAUAACUUUGAUGAGUCUACAUUAAAAUGUAGAAUUCAGUGAAAUUAUAUCAAUUUCAAUUCCUAUUUGACAUAUGCAAUUAUAAUUAUCAAAUGUAUAUAGAGUGUUCUAAAAAUCGUUUCGUUAGCAGUGUUCAUCUUCUUAACACUGCUUCUAGAUCUAGAAAGAUUCAUUUUUUUGUUCAAUGAUGACUGGUUCAUUCCUCUACGAGUUGUAUAACUAUUGUUUUCGUUAUCUAACUUUCGCCAUUUGUUUUUUUCGUAAACAAUCUUCUUGUAGUAAAAAAAAGCUUCUUUGAGAUCGUCCGUAUUAUUUUAUUUCCGUGCGAAUUGGAACAUCGAAAUUGUCUUUAUCUUCCUUCUCUUAUACAAAUAAUCAGUUCGAAUAUUUCUUUCUUGUUCAUUGGAUAUAUUUGAAAUGUAUCAAACCUUUCUCUACAAUUGAUAUUGUUAACGUCAAUUAAUUUCUUCAAUAUUUUUAUUAAUAUAGCGUUCACCCAAUAUUCCUAUUUUUGCGCAUUACACUUACAAUAAAGCAGCACUUUAUUAAAAACAUUAAUAAUUUCGAAUCCGAACAAUUAUAUUAAAAUAACAAUAAUUAUUAAAUUUGAUUCGUUUACCUACCCGGUACAAUUGACUCUCUUUUUUAUUGACGACACGUCAUCGCGGAGAUUGUGGUUUGUCAUGAAAUCACAUUUUGUCAUAUUUAGCUAUAUAUUAAUCUUUGUAUAUUAAUCGCGACCAAUAGGGUAUAACAAUUAUUUGCAUGCAAAUAAAAAUUUGCAUGCAAAAAUUUUUAAGAGAGGAACAGCAAAUAUAUGAAAAAUAAUUGGAAUUUUUUAUUUAAAUUUGAAGAAUUUCCGAGAUAAUUGAUAUGAAGAAAAUUUCAUGGUAUCGCGAAAAGCAGCUUCAAGCAAUUUUAGAGCACACUAUAUACAUGAUUUAUGCCGCUUAAUGCUCACGUUUCAUUCACGAAGAAAGUAUAUGGCAUAUCUGAAAAUCUCGGAUACACGUUUUGCAACUUGAGAUAUGAUUUAAAGUAAAACUUUUUUAAAAAUGAUUCUCUCUCCCUCUUCCCCCCCUAUCCUCGCCACACCGCUCGCACUUUGAAUUUAUGAUCGAAGUGUUUGAGAUCAACAAACAUAGACAAUUGUGAUAAAAAAAAAAAAAGAAAAAUGAAGCAUACUCAACGUAUUGAAUUCAAAUAAAACAGGACAAGCAUCUCAUAUUAUAUAUACAAUUAAGAAUUAAUUCUGUUAUUUUAAGUUAUAUUCCUCUUUUGUAAAGUUCCUCUUUCCGUAAAGUGCAUUAGCACAUCAUAUCAUAUAGUACGAUUUAUAUAAUUUCGCGUAAACACGACUAUAAUUUUAAGAGACGAAGGCAUUGUCUAUUGUAGAUACUUUCCACGUAUAUAAAAAUGUACAUAUAUGUAUAUGUAUAGUAUAUGAAAAAUAUACGUGUGUGUGUGUGUGUGUACACACACACACACACACACACACACAUACAUAUAUAUAAUACAUGUAACACACAUAUACACAUAUACAUAUAUAAAAUAUUGGAAAAAAAUUGUUAGCAAUCUCGUGUAGAACUUUUCCACAUGAAUAUGUGAUACUUACAAAAGGGUAAUAGGCUAAAUGUAAGGAAUAUUUAGACGCAUGAAAAUUUGAAUAAUUUCGUUUUUAAAUUGCAACUUAAAAUUUUUCUACUUUUAAAUUAUAAUCGCUCGAUUCGCUUAAUAACUUAAAAUCCACUUCAGUUUCAUUCUUUGCAAUUAGAUUUUCUAUCGAAUAUUUACUAAAGAAAAGGAAUUGACAUAUGAAAUACACAAGAAAAUAGCUAUAAUUGAAACUAGCAGACAUUCUGAAGUGCAGACGGGAUUUCAAAGAUAAAUAGCCAAACUUUAGGAGCGUAUUUGACUUAUUUAAGGAUGAAAAAGAAUCAUGACAAUAUCGUGAAUGCAAUAUAAUUCUGGAAACAUUAUUCUUUUGAGUUAUAAUUACUUUUUGUUUACGACAAAAUUUUGUAAUAAUUUUGGACUCAUGUUUAUAAGAUCUUUUUUUAUCUACAUUGACAUAUUUUAAAGUUUAAUUGUGUAUAUCCAUAAGACAAAUCCUGUAUAAAGAAUAUGAGAUAUAUUUGAAUUAAAAG
Cataglyphis hispanica is the source of this 5157-nucleotide messenger RNA. Its product is annotated as E3 ubiquitin-protein ligase RNF25. Gene Ontology annotation, molecular function: ubiquitin protein ligase activity; protein binding. Gene Ontology annotation, cellular component: nucleus. Gene Ontology annotation, biological process: protein ubiquitination. Lineage: Eukaryota; Metazoa; Arthropoda; Insecta; Hymenoptera; Formicidae. The transcript is spliced from 6 exons. Bases 133 to 1185 code for a protein of 350 amino acids. The record is from RefSeq and is a predicted model, not a curated record.